UUCCGGGAAGGAGCCCAAGACCAUCUUAAGUUUUCCCACGUCUUCACUGUUUCUGACUCUACUGCUAAAGACCGAGGAGGCAGAACAAGAGAGAGAGAGAGAGAGAGAGAGAGAGAGGAGGAAAGGAAAGUACGGACAGCAGAAACGAUGAAGCAUAUUUUCAAGAGACUCCACAUCGGUGGCAAUCACGACCCCAAUCGAUCACACGAAAUUUCUUCUCCGUCUCUACCUUCGUCUUGUGCAUCGGAUCACCGUAAAAUUUCCGGCCAAAGUUCCGGUCACUCCCCGGCAAGUCCGUCUUCACCUGUUCCGGCCACUACUGAUAGUGCACACACUUCCCUUGCUGCCAAUCCACUGGAUUACUUUUCGUCCGAGGAAGAAUUCCAGGUACAGUUAGCCCUAGCUAUCAGUGCAUCCAAGUCGGAGUUCCGCGAUGAUACGGAUAAAGAUCAGAUCCGUGCGGCCACCUUACUGAGCUUGGGCCGCCAUCGGAUUGAUUCAGCUAGAAAUUCGGAUGAGGCUGCUGAAUCGUUGUCGCGUCGGUAUUGGGAUUAUAAUGUUCUUGAUUACAAUGAGAAAGUGGUCGAUGGUUUCUAUGACGUAUACAGUCUCACAAGCGGUCUGUCAAGCCAAGGAAAAAUACCUUCACUUGCAGAUCUUCAAGCAAAUAUUGGGGAUUCUGGUUUUGAAGUUGUUACAGUCAAUCGGGCACUUGAUCCUGCACUUGAAGAGUUGGAGCAAGUUGCACAUUGUAUUGCAUUGGAUUUCCCUACUCCAGAGGUUGUUCUCUUGGUACAGAGGCUAGCGGACCUUGUUACAGAGCACAUGGGUGGAUCAGUGAGGGAUGCUAAUAUCAUGCUGGCAAAGUGGAUGGAAAGAAGUGCUGAAUUACGGAAUUCUCUUCAAACCAAUGUGUUACGCAUUGGGUCAGUAAACAUUGGUUUAUCACGUCACCGUGCUUUGCUUUUCAAGGUACUAGCAGACAACAUUGGGGUGCCUUGCAGACUUGUGAAAGGAAGUCAUUACACUGGCAUUGAGGAUGAUGCUGUCAACAUAAUUAAGUUGGAGAAUGAAAGGGAAUUUUUGGUUGAUCUGAUGGCAGCACCUGGAACACUUAUACCAGCUGAUGUUCUGAGUAUGAAGGAUGCUUCCUUCAACUCCUAUAAUCCGAGGUUGAACAAGGGUCCUACAUUCCAGACAGAAGAUGAUUUGAGAGUUGGUUACUCAAAGCCAGAGCCUUCAUACGGAGUAUGUAGUAGUGGAAAUGGAAAUGGAAAUUCUACCCUUGAGAAUAAUGCAACCUCUGAAAGAACCUCAAUUACUCAAAACAUAGAAUCAGUGUCUUCUUCCUCAACUGCUGGUAGCGGAGUACUGCCUCCAGACCUUGGCAACAGUUCUGCUGAAAAUUCAAAGAGAGUGCUUCCUGAUAAUCAGUCACAUCAUCUAUCUUCUUUGGCUGCUGCAACUUCCUCACUGAAUAAUGGGAAUCAUGGUGGCCUUGUAGUUGGUGCUAGUGUGAAGGAGAAUCCUAAUGUAGUGCUUAAUCCUCAAGAUACCAAGGAGGACUCUCAAAACCUUUUUGCAGAUCUUAAUCCAUUUCAAAUAAUAGGAUCCAGCAAAACUUCUGCACAGAAAAAACCUUCAGAGUAUAUAGUUAAUGUUUUUCAGAGACUGAAAGAAAAUAUUGCUUCAGGUCCUGGGAGACCCCCGUUGCCAUUGAAGUGGAAGAAUCGUUCUACGUCCAAUGAGGUGCCUAGGACAAAGCAGUCUGAAUUUGUGGAAGGACUCUUUUCAAGGAACAGGCAAGAAACUAAUGAUGCAUCAUCGUCAGCUUCCGCCAGCUACGCCACUUCUCCAAAUAUCUAUUCUGAAAUUCCCAAUGUCAAUAUGUCUGAGGCCUCGAGAAAUUCUCAUGUAGUAAGUACAAGUAAAGAUGAUAUGGAUAUCUCUGGUUCUGGAAAUGGAGUGUUGUCAUCUAGCACAACUCAGGAUGAUAAAUUACCUUCUGAUGAGGGUGUCAUUCAAAUGGAAAGACCAUUCACAUUGGUUCCAUCUCCUGAGAAAAAUCAUCGAGAAGAGUAUCAUUCUAAAGAUGGGGCAGUUUUGCAGAAUAGCAUGGUAAACCAGAGAAAUGAAUGUGGCAAGAAUAUUGUCAAUAAACUUGAUCAAAGAAAGUGUACUCAUGACACUGAUGACAGAUUCAUGAAUCCUACUUUAAAAUUAAAGGAUCAGGAAGGUUCAAGUUCAGCAGUUAAUGCCAGUCCAAGUAGGCUUGAUCCAAUGCUAGAUGAUGUAUCAGAAAGGGAAAUCCCAUGGGAAGACCUUGUCAUUGGUGAAAGGAUUGGAUUAGGUUCUUACGGAGAGGUGUACCAUGCUGAUUGGAAUGGCACAGAAGUAGCUGUGAAGAAGUUUCUCGAUCAAGAUUUCUUAGGCGAUGCUUUGGCGGAAUUCAAAAGUGAGGUGCGAAUUAUGAGCAGGUUGCGUCAUCCAAAUGUUGUUCUUUUUAUGGGUGCUGUUACCCGCCCUCCCAACCUCUCUAUUGUGACCGAGUUUCUCCCAAGAGGAAGCUUAUACCGUAUUCUUCAUCGUCCCAAUUGUCAAAUCGAUGAAAAGCGCAGAAUAAAAAUGGCUCUUGAUGUGGCCAGGGGUAUGAAUUGCUUGCACAAUAGCACACCGACAAUUGUUCACCGUGAUCUGAAAUCACCAAAUUUAUUGGUUGACAAGAAUUGGAAUGUCAAGGUGUGUGAUUUUGGGCUGUCACGACUGAAGCAUAAUACAUUUUUGUCUUCCAAGUCCACUGCUGGAACGCCGGAGUGGAUGGCUCCUGAAGUUCUCCGAAAUGAACCUUCCAAUGAGAAGUGUGAUGUCUAUAGCUUUGGAGUUAUUCUGUGGGAACUUGCGACACUGAGGAUGCCAUGGAGUGGAAUGAACCAAAUGCAAGUGGUAGGUGCAGUGGGAUUCCAGAAUCGCCGGCUUGACAUUCCAAAGGAAGUUGAUCCCGUGGUUGCAAGAAUAAUUUGGGAAUGCUGGCAGACUGAUCCGAACUUGCGCCCUUCAUUUGCACAGCUCACGACAUCUCUCAAGCCCUUGCAGCAGCUUGUCAUCCCUUCACAUCCAGACCAGUUAAGUCCUCCAUCACAGGAGGUAUCAGUGAACUCUACACCUUAGAAAGAAUCUCAGUUUCUGUUAUUAAAAGGGAAACAAGGAGUUGCUUUUUGUAGGGUGAAGAUAAAUAUGAGAACCUAGAAAGUGUCAUUGGUUCUUAAUAAGUAGUAAGAUGAUUGUAUGUGUUUCUGUGCCACAUGUAAGGCCUCAAUGGCAUUUUUGUACUGGGUGUUCUUGGUUGUAUCUAUUUAUACACACACACACAUUGUAAUCUGAUUCAUAAUCACUUCUUGUAGGUUCUGAUUGUAUUUCUAAUGAAAUUGACUCUUGUCCAGCUUA
Messenger RNA from Macadamia integrifolia, 3444 nucleotides. RefSeq names its product serine/threonine-protein kinase EDR1-like. Gene Ontology annotation, molecular function: ATP binding; protein kinase activity. Gene Ontology annotation, biological process: protein phosphorylation. NCBI's taxonomy places the organism in Eukaryota, Viridiplantae, Streptophyta, Magnoliopsida, Proteales, Proteaceae. The transcript has 13 exons. The record is from RefSeq and is a predicted model, not a curated record. The coding region runs from base 148 to 3168 and encodes 1006 amino acids.